GGGACUAACUCUCAUCUCCAUCACCUCUCCCAACCCUUCAUCCUUCUAUCUAGCUACCAUGGAUGCCUGCAAACCCUAUCUUGCUUCAGUCUUGGUGCAACUCACUUACACUGGCUUCUACGUGAUCUCCAAGUUCAUCUUCGACAAGGGCGUCAACACCUACAUCUUUGUCUUCUAUCGACAAGCAGCUGCCUCUCUGUUGCUAGCACCGGUAGCCUUGGUUUUCGAGAGGAAAAAGGCUCCACCACUGACUCUCUCAAUAGCUGUGAAACUGUUCUUGCAUGCAUUGCUCGGGAUUACUUGGAGCUUGAACAUGAACAACAUAGGGCUGAAGAAUACUUCAGCAUCAGUGGCUUCAGCAUGUUCAAAUACUGUUCCUGUGUUCACCUUCUUCUUGGCCUUGCUGCUCGGGAUGGAAACCUUCAAACUGAAGAGCUUGUCAGGAGCAGGGAAGGCAGUAGGGAUAACACUUUGUUUGGCAGGAGUAAUGAUCAUUGCCUUCUACAAAGGCCCUCACAUCCCUCCUGUGCAUCUCCAUGGCCACCAUGGGCAUAGUGAAGGCUCUAUGAAUCAUGAAUCGACUCCUUCCAUGGCAACAUGGAUCAAAGGAUCCCUAUUCACGAUCAGCUCAAACUUAACCUGGUCAAUGUGGUUAGUUCUACAGGGAAAGAUACUGAAAGAAUACCCAUCCAAGCUACUUUUCACAACUCUGCAGUCCAUCUUCAGCACCCUUCAGUCCCUUGCUGUAGCCAUGGCAUUUGAGAGAGAGAUCUCCAAAUGGAAGCUGCAUUUGGAUAUGGGUCUAGUAGCUAUUAUGUAUGGUGGAUUCAUUGUGACUGGAGUUGCUUUCUAUUUACAAAGUUGGAUCAUUGAGAAGAAGGGCCCUGUUUUUGUGGCAAUAUUCACACCGCUAGCUCUUGUUUUCACCAUGAUAUGCUCAACUAUUUUAUUAGGAGAGAUGAUUUCUCUAGGAAGUGUUAUAGGUGGAUUCCUGAUGGUGGGAGGACUUUACGGCGUUCUAUGGGGAAAGAGCAAGGAGAGCAUGGUUUGCGAGCUUCCAAUUCGAGAUGAAAAAGUGAAUGUGCUAGUGAAGGAAACAGCAUGAGUUUGCCUAGCUAUUAGUAUAUAUAACCAUGUUGGCACUUGUAGCGAUUAGCUAGCCACUUAGGACCAGUUAUGCACUAAUUAACUCGGUGGCCAUGCUUCACGAAUAUGUAAGAAAGAAAAUCACCACGCAAAAGCAGCAUGCAUGAAUCAAAUGAUAAGAGGUGUUUUUCUUCUCUCAGGCAACUAUAAGUUUGGUCAGUGACAAAUUCAGGAAUUCAAGUAUGAAGGAACGAUUUUAUGUGGAACAAAGGAUGGUAUCCUGUAUUUUCA
Zingiber officinale is the source of this 1377-nucleotide messenger RNA. Its product is annotated as WAT1-related protein At5g64700-like. The record is from RefSeq and is a predicted model, not a curated record. Gene Ontology annotation, cellular component: plasma membrane. Gene Ontology annotation, molecular function: transmembrane transporter activity. The transcript is spliced from 7 exons. NCBI's taxonomy places the organism in Eukaryota, Viridiplantae, Streptophyta, Magnoliopsida, Zingiberales, Zingiberaceae. Bases 59 to 1105 code for a protein of 348 amino acids.